This is a messenger RNA of Fusarium sp. VM40, 669 nucleotides long. Lineage: Eukaryota; Fungi; Ascomycota; Sordariomycetes; Hypocreales; Nectriaceae. The record is from the annotation of a GenBank genome assembly.
AUGUCUGACACUGUUUACCCCGAAGUCCUCUGGGCUCAGCGAUCUUCCGUCGCCGACGCCUCCAAGAACUUCAUCUACCUCACCAUCACCGUCCCUGAUGUGCCCAAGGAUAGCCUCACCCUCGACCUCCAGCCUACUAAGCUCACCUUCACCGGUACCUCAUCCACUCUCAAGAGGAAGUACCACGUCGAGCUCGAGUUCUGGGGCGAGGUCGACCCCGCUGAGAGCAAGAUCAACCACACUGCCAAGAACGUUGAGAUUAAGCUGCAAAAGAAGGACCUUAAGGAGGAGUACUGGCCCAGAUUGCUCAAGGAGCCCAAGCGCAUGCAUUUCUUGAAGACCGACUUCGACAAGUGGGUUGAUGAGGACGAGCAGAACGAGGCCCCUGAGGACGACUUCUCUCAGUUCGGUGGCAUGGGUGGCAUGCCUGGUAUGGGCGAUAUGGGUGACAUGGGUGGCAUGGGCGGCAUGGGUGGUAUGCCCGGUAUGGGUGGUGACUUCGGCGGUAUCGACUUCUCCAAGCUGGGAGGUGCCGGUGCUGGCUUCCCCGGUGCCGAGGGAGGCGACGAACUCGACGACGAUGAAGAUGACGACGAUAUGCCUGCGCUCGAGGGUGACGACAAGAAGGAGGCUGCUCCCGCCGCCGCCGCUACCGAGAAGAAGGAUUAA